AUUCUCUUUUCCGAAGCAGAGAGAAUCAGAGAAAGAAAAGAAGAGAAGAGGUUUUUAAUUUCUACCGUUUUUAGGAAUUAGGGUUAGGGUUUUGAAGAUGAGGCAUGGAAAAGAGCAUCAUUACUCGAAGGGGAUCGACGAGCUGUGCGAGCUGUUACUCAAAUUCAUUGAUUUUUCUCCGGCGAAGAUGCCGCCGGUGACGCCUGCUGGGUUGGUGUCGCUGUUGUUAGGGUGUUCGUUGGCAUUGAUGCUUUGUGGGUUUGUAACUUUCAUCAUUGGGUUCAUCUUGAUGCCUGGGGCUCUGGGGAUGGCGAUGGUGCUUUCUUUGGUUGAGAUUGGAAAGGCUGUUCUUUACCCUGCCAUUUCGCCCAAGAAGAUGCCAAAUCAGACACUUCUCCAAAUUACCAAUAAUUUGACUACAAUAUUAAAAAAGCUACUCAGUAACAAAUCAAAUCUCCCAUGAAAAAUGGUAACCGGUAUCAUCAGCACCAGAUUGAUUGUUAUGCUUUCUGUAACAUUUGGUUAGCAAAAUGCAGUUAUACCACGCACAAAAACCUUCAUCAAUGUACAUUAUUUUUCAAAUUGAUGUACGAUGAAGUUAUAUUAUCACAAUAUGAUGUGAUCUUUGAAUGAAAUGAAUUUGGUAUUGUUUGCCGGCCA
Dioscorea cayenensis subsp. rotundata (Guinea yam) is the source of this 660-nucleotide messenger RNA. RefSeq lists its product as uncharacterized. Lineage: Eukaryota; Viridiplantae; Streptophyta; Magnoliopsida; Dioscoreales; Dioscoreaceae. Bases 98 to 463 code for a protein of 121 amino acids. The record is from RefSeq and is a predicted model, not a curated record. The transcript has 2 exons.